CCUUAACCACCAUAACAGCCCCGGCGCUGCAUCUGCCUCAUCCUCCUCCGCGUCUUCUUCCUCCUCCUCCUCCUCCUCCUCCCGCUCCCUCUCCCGCUCCUCCCACCCCCAUUCCCAUUCUCAUUCUCAUUCCCAUUCGUCCUACGCUUACUCCCACGCCAACCUUUACUCCAACCACAACCACCUCCACGGACACGUCCAGCAACAACACCCUCCUCCUCAUCCUCACCCCAGCGCCUCUUCUUCGACAACAUCCUCUUCUGCCCUUUACACCACGAACUCCAACGCCAACCCAGGCUUCGCAAACACCACCGCCGCCGCCGCUCCUGAUCACGCCCACGCCCACGCCCUCGCCGUGAGCACUCGUCGUCCUUCCGCCAUGGAACCCGGCGACCCUUCCGACGUUGCCGCCCAAGAAGCCGCCGCUCGGGAUUAUCAGCCACAGCUCGAGGGUUUAUUGGUGGGCGACAAGAUCACAAGCGACGCCAUAACCGACGAGUACGCCAAGGCUGAUGAAAUCUACAUCGCAAAGACCAUCAAUCUCCCCCAGACAUACUCUCACUACCGCCCUGUUCAAGGUGACGGAAAUUGCGGCUGGCGAGCAAUCGGCUUCUCCUACUUUGAGCAUCUCAUCAAUAAUGGCGACCAGCACCAGAUCCUCGGCGAGGCCGCGCGCAUCACGAGCUUAAAUCAGUACCUCCUCAAUGUUGGCUGCUACGAUCGGAUGUUGUUCGAGGACAUGGUGGACGAGACGAUUGGCUUACUCAAAGACGUUGCCCAGAACAUUGCCAACCCACAACUGGCCAUGGACAUCAUGAUCCAGCGCUUCAACGACCAGGGCUCCUCCAAUGCCAUAAUCUAUCACCUUCGACUGUUGGCGCUCUCAUGGCUCAAGGGAAACGUGGAGCUGUACGAACCCUUCAUCCCCGCCGAGACGGGUAUCAUCGGCUAUUGCGCCGAAAUCGAGCGCCCAAACAGAGAGAUUGACCACCUCGGCAUCAUUCUGCUCGUUCAAGUGCUGCUGAAGCCCAUCAACUUUGUGCUGGAGAUUGCCUAUCUGGAUCGGAGCCCGGGAAAUCAGGUCAAUAUUUACCGCUUCCCAGACGAGGCUAAUGGCCAGGACCCCGCCACUCUAGGACCCAUCAUUUACUUGCUUUACCGGCCCGAUCACUACGAUAUCCUUUACAAGUCACCUCCGAACCCGGCACCCUUAAAUCUCCAGGUUCACCGGGUUGGUACCUUUUCUCACUCGCAAGAGAUUGCGAGCGUGGGUCCCUCCUUGCAGAACUAUGCCCUCGACUAUGGCCCUUUGGCCAUGCUGCCCGGAUUCGGUGGCCCGCCCUCGGGCUUAUCAUCAGCCUUGUCUUCACUCGGCUCGCCCACAUCCGCCUCUCCGCUGCGAGACGCCUACGACCCUUCACCUCAGUCCCCCUGGCUCGUGACGCCGUACUCUGAUCAUAUUCAGCAGCAGCAGCAGCAGCAGCAGCAGCAGCAACAACAGUCACAGCAGCAACAGACAGCACCUGCCUCUCGACGUCAGUCUCAAGCGCCAGCCCGUCCACAACAGUCGACGCCCGCCCCUACGAAGCCAUCUCAACCCGUGGACUACCAGCUUAGGUUCAGUCAUCAGUGCUGGCAUCUCAAUAACACCAACUCGGCGCAACCGUCAGUGAUACCAGGACAGGCAGGGUUCCAAGAACCCAGCUUUACUACUGCAAUGUUCAAGAACAGCCAUUUCAACAAGGCGCACUACAAUAAUCCCCACUUUCAUCCUGAGGAGUGGACUCCUGAUGAUGAUGGUCACCACGAGAGGCUGCCAGCGCCCAAGAAGAAGGGAAGGGUUAGGUCAGAUCACUAGGCAAUCCCAACAAACGAUGGGACCACUGUACCAUCAGCCAUUAAGACAGUGACACAUUAGGCAGUUUGCAAUGGCCCAUGGGCAUCAGGGGGGGCGAACCACCACUGUCGAUUAUCAGGAGUGUAAUGGGGGGGACAAAGGUGGUGUUACUUUUUGGUGGUCUCUGGAGGGGUCCCGCAUUGUGGGAGAAUCAAAACCUGCCUUGAUUUGGCUCAUUGUGAUUUUAGUGUUUCGCUCUACGCAGAUGGGAAAGGCAUCAUGAUUUAUGAUGGAAGGCUUUCAUCCUUCUUCACGGCUUUAUUUUGGCGGGAGGGAUCGCUUUUCGGGUUGAUACGCAUCAUAGCAUCGGCGUUGAUAAUUAAUAGU
Colletotrichum godetiae is the source of this 2224-nucleotide messenger RNA. Its product is annotated as peptidase C65 Otubain-domain-containing protein. The record is from RefSeq and is a predicted model, not a curated record. Bases 380 to 1858 code for a protein of 492 amino acids. Gene Ontology annotation, cellular component: nucleus. The transcript has 4 exons. Gene Ontology annotation, biological process: protein K48-linked deubiquitination. NCBI's taxonomy places the organism in Eukaryota, Fungi, Ascomycota, Sordariomycetes, Glomerellales, Glomerellaceae. Gene Ontology annotation, molecular function: ubiquitin binding; cysteine-type deubiquitinase activity.